ACAUCAACUUCAAAUUGUAUCUGAAAGAUCAGCCUAGGACCUAAGGGCAGACACAUCAGUUGGAGCUCAAUUGUUGAUCAGAUCACAUCUAAGGGAUUUAGGAGCACAGAAGAGCCGAGAUUUGAGGAAAGACACCCCACUGAAUCCUGCCACACUCCUCCUCCUCCUCCUCCAUACCUAGGGUGCAAUAUAUAUCUGACAGAAAGAAAUAAGAACGAAAAAAGAAAAUUAUCGGCUCGAUUUCUUUUCUCUCGCCCUGCCUGACUCCAGUAAAGAGCGGGGGGGAGGAAAAAAGAGAGAGAGAGAGAUCCAGAGAAGCCCGGGUUUGUUCCGCUCCCCUCCCCGGCUCUUCAGCAGGCUCCCUCCUCCCCCUUUCUUUUUUUUUUUUUUUUUUUUUUUUUGUAUAAUUCCUUCCCCCCCUUCCCCCCUCCUCUUUUUUUUUUUUUUUUUAUAUCUCUGCUGCUUCUGCUGCUGCCGCCAGUGCUGCUGCCGCCGCCUCUGUGCCCGCGCCCCGGAGAUGUCCUUCCCCCAGCUGGGCUACCCGCAGUAUCUCAGCGCCAGCCAGGCGGUGUACGGGAGCGAUCGGCCCGGGGUCCUGGCCGCCGCCGCCGCAGCCGCCGCCGCCGCCGCUGCCGCCUCGGGCCGGCCCGCGGGCGCCGAGCUUGGCAGCGGCUCGGCCGCUGUCACCUCGGUGCUGGGCAUGUACGCCAGCCCCUACAGCGCCCCCAACUACAGCGCCUUCCUGCCCUACACCGCCGACCUCGGCCUCUUCUCCCAAAUGGGCUCCCAGUACGAGCUGAAAGAUAAUCCCGGUGUCCACCCUGCUACCUUUGCUGCCCACACUGCCCCCGCCUAUUAUCCCUACGGACAAUUCCAAUACGGGGACCCGGGGCGGCCCAAAAAUGCCACCCGGGAGAGCACCAGCACCCUCAAGGCCUGGCUCAACGAGCACCGCAAGAACCCCUACCCCACCAAGGGCGAGAAGAUCAUGCUGGCCAUCAUCACCAAGAUGACCCUCACCCAGGUCUCCACCUGGUUUGCCAACGCCCGCCGGCGGCUCAAGAAGGAGAACAAGGUGACCUGGGGCUCCAGGAGUAAGGACCAAGAAGAUGCAAACCUCUUCGGGAGUGACAAUGAGGGAGACCCCGAGAAGAAUGAAGAUGAUGAGGAAAUUGACCUGGAAAGCAUAGAUAUAGAUAAAAUCGAUGAGAAUGAUGGGGAGCAGAGCAAUGAGGAAGAGGAGGAGAAGCCCGAGCUCCUGAGACAAAGCAGUGAAGAGGAGCACUUGGAAAAGGAGAAGGAUUUGGCACUGUCAGGGUCUGAAGGGCUGAAACCCAAAGACGCGCUGGCCAUGGUGAAGGAGGCCUCUGACAAUAGCACAAGAAUCAUCAGUCCUGGGGGACCGAACAAUUUACAGAUGCCAUCUCACAGCAAACCCAAGAUUUGGUCUUUGGCAGAGACGGCAACCAGUCCUGAUGGUGCCCUGAAAUCUUCUCCUCCUCCUCCCCCUCCAACCCAGGUUAACCACACUUCUCCUCAGAUUCAGCACCCUGCUUUUCUCCCUAGCCAUGGACUCUAUACAUGCCAGAUUGGCAAAUUUCACAACUGGACAAAUGGGGCUUUCCUCACUCAGAGUUCCCUUCUAAAUGUGAGGUCCUUUUUGGGAGUAAAUCAUCACCAUGCUGCUCAUCACAAUCACCACCUCCAGGCCCAGCAACAAUCUUCUGUUUUAACAGCAACCCUGGGAGCGCUAAGCAGCGACAAACCUUCAGAGAGGACCAGUCCCAAACACAUAGAAAGAGAAAAUGUACCAAGAACUGACUCCCCACCCCAGCCGCUAAAAUCGCCCUUCCAGCCUGUCCGUGACAACUCUUUGGCUCAGCAAGAGGGAACACCGAGAAUUUUAACAGCUCUCCCUUCUGCUUGAUUAAAUGAUUUGGUGAAAAAAUAUUACAGAGACUGGUAUUAAGGACAGAGAGAGUGAAAAAAAAAGGAAACGGUAUAAACGACUCCCAUCAAUCUCUUUUUGCAAUAAGGUGGUGCAAAUCCAUAAAAGUAUUACACAAAUCUGUAGAUGGAUCCCCUUCCUCAUUGUACCAUUUCAGAUCGUGUUAUUCUAACCAUUCUUGGAUUAUUUGUUUGGUAAAUGUUUCCCAUGUGUUUGUGGUUUUCUUUUUUCUGUAUAUAGAGUGAUUUCAGAUUGUAAAUAACACGUCAGCAAAACUUGUCUAAAUCAUAUAUUUUUGUCUAAUAAACUAAAUGAAAUUAUGACCUCUCUUCAGGUAUGUAUUCUGUUGCUACAGAUCUUAUACAUAUAUUACAAAUCUAUCCAAACAUUUAUAAUUAGUUUUUAAAAAAGGUUAAGUCUCCUCCUUUGGGUAACUGAAACUUUAAGUAGCAAAUCCAAGCUAUUUUGCCAAAAACAAGCUGCGAGCUUCUUUUUUUAUACACGCAAAUUUACGAAGUUGAGUGAAGAUGGCCUUAGUAAUAUUAAAGUUAUUUUUGCAUUUGUGGUGAUUCAGAUGUGCUCUGUAGGUUCCAUUUUCCAGACAUGAAUGGACCUGACUUCCACUUACACUGCAAAAUAGUUUCUUAAAACUGAAAGGGACAAGUUUUCUCACAGUUCCCUAGUGUAAAAUUUUGCUGUCCAAACUGGUUGCUAAGUUUGAUCGAGAGCUUUAGUGCUUGGUAUAUAUUCUCACCCAAGAUGAAAAAAAAAAAAAUCAUAGUUUAGGAAAAAGAAUUAUUUGUUAUAUUUAUUAUAUGCGCUUUGAAUAAACACAGAGGAGAUAUAACGGUGAAAGAUAUUUUCCUGUGAGAUUAAAUACAGUCUUUGUAGAAAAAAAGAAAAAAGAAAAGGGCAGCUCUUGCACAUCUUAGAAAUCUUAGAAGAAAGUUUUACAAUUCCGAUCUGCUGGUUGAAAAUAGACUGAGAGACAGGAUCUAUCGUUUUAUAAAGGCAUUAAUCUUACAAAGACAGUCCGUUGAAAUGUGUAAUAUUUUGAGUGUUUAUUUCUCUUUUUUUUCCUCCUAAAUGAGAACACUAAAUGAGCAUUGAGGUGCUAAUAAGAUACCAGAUGGUUGUUGAUGGUGGAAAAUGGAAAGAAGCAGCUGGGAAAGUCAUUAAGAAAUAAUGCGGUGACGCCCUAUCCAAACUAAACCAACCUCAAACCAGGACUUGUUCGAAACAAGAUGAGAUUUUCAAAUAAAAUAUUAAUAAAAUUCUCGUCAGAGAUCAGAAUAUUGAUCUUGAUUUAUCUGCAAGAUCAUCUCAAUCAAAGAGCAGCCUCCCUAAACUGUGGCUUAGAGAUCUGUUGGCAAAGCGGUGGAGGCGGUGGGCUCCUACAUUUUGCGUUUUUCUGGUGGAGCAGAGAAACAGGCCAGGCAAAAUAGAUUUUCUGUGGAAUAUCUGAAGGAGAUCCUCUGGAAAGAGUCUCAUUUUGACAUCCUGAAGAUCCUAGCAUACCAUAAAUUAGUUUGUAUUUUGGUUUUUAGUUGUUUCGGUGUAUUUUUUUCCCCCCUUUUCUUAAAUGACAUUCUCGCGUUGGUAAUUGUUCCAACAAAAGAGAACAUUGUACUUUUUACCAAACUAGA
This is a messenger RNA of Serinus canaria (Common canary), 3594 nucleotides long. RefSeq names its product iroquois homeobox 1 (gene IRX1). Gene Ontology annotation, molecular function: RNA polymerase II cis-regulatory region sequence-specific DNA binding; DNA-binding transcription factor activity, RNA polymerase II-specific. Gene Ontology annotation, biological process: neuron differentiation; cell development; regulation of transcription by RNA polymerase II. Bases 518 to 1927 code for a protein of 469 amino acids. Gene Ontology annotation, cellular component: nucleus. NCBI's taxonomy places the organism in Eukaryota, Metazoa, Chordata, Aves, Passeriformes, Fringillidae. The record is from RefSeq and is a predicted model, not a curated record. The transcript is spliced from 4 exons.